This is a messenger RNA of Penaeus vannamei (Pacific white shrimp), 459 nucleotides long. RefSeq lists its product as uncharacterized. Gene Ontology annotation, molecular function: DNA binding. The record is from RefSeq and is a predicted model, not a curated record. Lineage: Eukaryota; Metazoa; Arthropoda; Malacostraca; Decapoda; Penaeidae.
AUGUCAUUCAAAGGGACGAUUAGUCAGGCGGAAAGUCAAGGUCAGUCAAGAGAAAAGUCAGUUACGAAGAUCAGUCAAGAGUCAGUCAGCACCGAUCAGUCAAGAAGAUUAGGUAAUCACAAAGUGUCAAAAGGAAAACCUGUCAAAAUCAGUCAAGACCAGUCAGUCUCAAUUAGUCAAGCCCCGUCAGUCAAGAGGAAGACCAGUCAAGUCAAGAAUCCGUCGUCAGCCAGCCAGCCCCGUCAGUCAAGCCCCAGACCAUCCAAGCCCCGUCAGUCAAGCCCCAGACCAGCCAAGCCCCGUCAGUCAAGAAUCAGUCAUUCAAUCAAACGCAAGACCAGACAAGCCCCGUCAGUCAAGCCCCAGUCAGUCAAGCCCCAGACCAGCCAAGCCCCCGUCAGUCAAGAGGCAGACCAGCCGCCGAUGACCAAGUCCCGGAUGCGUCUCGGGUCCUAUUGA